UUUGAAUGUCAUUCAUGCAUUUCAGUAAGGAAUAAUACCGCUGCUGUACUAGCAAUGUCAUCAUGACAUACUUGGUAUAAAGUUUACCACUGCAAGUUUUGAGUUUCUGGAAUUCAGCUAAUGGUUCAUGUAUUAAGUGUGAAUUAGUGCCGGGAAGACGUGCCAUGGGUGGCCGGUAUGAUUGGUGCUGGUUCAAGUCCAACAGGUUACACAAACAGUCAUGCUGAGAAGACACUGACCGGAUCGCUCGAUCUGAUGCCAUCGCUGUCUAUUCCGCCUGCCAUGGACGGGCCCAGCUUUUCGCAUUCGGAUGGAUCUAAGCUGGAUGGGUACAUCCUGGCACCCCCUAUGAGCCACGUGUUUGCCAACAACCCUUGGAGCUUCCCCCAUCAGGCCUACAGCUUACCCUGUCCCGUGCAAUCAGACAACCAGCAGCAGCUUCUCAACGGCCCGUUGGACAUGCACACGGAUUUGUUUCCCAACGGUCUCAGCGACUUUGACUUCUCCGGUCUGAAUCUGACUCGAAAUGAAGACCUUCCUGUGGACCUCUCUUGUCUGGAUGAUCUGUCGAUCUUCUCUCCUCCGACUGACUCUUUAUCCGAAUACACCGUUAAUAACUUAAUCAGUACUGACAUGCCUCCCAACGUGCCCACGAUAUGGGACAUCAAAACACCAGCAUCGGUCCAAGAGUUGAAUUCUAACAGGUUUCAGGGUUUAAACUCGUUGGAUGACAUCACUGCUAUCAUUAAUACACCACCUAUAGGAGGUUAUCAGAGACCCCAAACACAGCCAGAAGAGGAAGAGGAAGUCGAGGUGGAGGAGACAGAAGAGCUGGGCCAUGUUGACACCUAUGCAGACUACAGGCCCUCUAAAUCCAAGAUAGGAAUAUCCCAUCCUGACCGAGUGGUGGAGACCAACACUUUAUCCAGCGUACCUCCUCCAGAUAUCACCUACACCCUGUCCAUCCCAGAGACCACCAUAAAGAACGGCCUGCUCUCUGCCUUGCAGCUGGAGGCCAUUAUCUACGCCUGCCAGCAACACGAAGUGAUUCUGCAGAACAACCAGCGGGCCGGUUUCCUCAUAGGGGACGGCGCCGGAGUGGGCAAAGGCCGCACAGUGGCUGGCAUCAUUCUAGAAAACUACUUAAAGGGAAGGAAGAAAGCACUAUGGUUCAGCGUCUCCAAUGACCUGAAAUAUGACGCAGAGAGAGAUCUCCAAGACAUCGGUGCACCCAAUAUACAAGUGCAUGCCUUGAAUAAGAUAAAGUACGGAGACACAGCUACCUCAGAAGGGGUCCUGUUUGCGACCUACUCGGCACUAAUUGGGGAGAGUCAGGCAGGCGGCCAACUCCGAACACGUCUGAAGCAGAUCCUAGACUGGUGUGAGCCAGGUUUUGAUGGAGUUAUCAUAUUUGAUGAAUGCCACAAAGCCAAAAAUGCAACAUCCACAAAGAUGGGCAAAGCCGUGCUGGAUCUGCAGAACAAGCUGCCGUUGGCCAGAGUGGUGUACGCCAGCGCCACAGGUGCCUCAGAGCCAAAGAACAUGAUCUACAUGAGCCGUCUGGGCAUCUGGGGAGAAGGAACCCCCUUCAGAACCUUCGACGACUUCCUCCACACCAUUGAGAAGAGGGGCGUGGGGGCCAUGGAGAUCGUCGCAAUGGAUAUGAAGGUCAGCGGGAUGUACAUCGCACGCCAACUCAGCUUCUCAGGAGUCUCAUUCCGCAUAGAAGAGAUCAGCUUGGAUGAUGAUUUCAAACUUGUGUACAACAAAGCUGCUAAACUUUGGGCGGAAGCUUUAGCCGUGUUCAUGCAGGCCGCUGAUGAACUCUGCAUGAGCUCCAGGAAGUCCCUGUGGGGCCAGUUUUGGUCAUCCCACCAGCGUUUCUUUAAAUACCUCUGCAUCGCCGCGAAGGUGCGCUGCCUGGUGCAGCUGGCCAAAAAGGAGUUGGAAGCUGGAAAGUGUGUCGUGAUAGGGCUACAGUCAACAGGCGAGGCUCGAACCAGAGAAGUCCUUGACGAAAACGACGGGCACCUGGACAGAUUCGUAUCUGCUGCAGAGGGUGUGUUUCAGUCGCUCGUCUGUAAGCACUUUCCAUCAGAGAAGCAGAGGAGAGAAAAAGGGGCUGGGAACAAGAGGAAACGUAAGCCACGGGGACGCCAGCCGAAGCAACCCAGACACGGUACUGAAGUAGCGGGAGUAAUCAACAUUAGCGAUGACAGCAGCACUGAAUCUGACGCCAUGGAUAGUGACUCCAACUCCUCGCCAGACUCAGUCCAAGACAACACUGACGACGUCAUCUUUGUCGAUCAAACCAGCUACCAAGCGGCACGGUUAGAGGAGAUGAAACAAGGGCUUCUCAACAAAAUCGCUGAGCUGGGAAAAGAACUACCUCUUAACACACUGGAUGAGCUCAUUGAUAAAUUUGGAGGUCCAGAACAAGUAUCUGAGAUGACGGGACGUAAAGGCCGAGUGGUGCGUCGGCCCGACGGCAGUGUCCGAUACGAGUCUCGUGCUGAGCAGGGCCACACUAUCGACCAAAUCAACAUCAAAGAGAAAGAUCGCUUCAUGAAUGGCGAGAAGUUGGUAGCCAUCAUAUCUGAAGCGGCCAGUUCUGGGAUCUCACUUCAGGCUGACAGAAGAGUGAAGAACCAGCGGCGGAGGGUUCACAUGACCCUGGAGCUGCCUUGGAGUGCCGACAGGGCUAUCCAGCAGUUUGGUCGUACUCAUCGUUCCAAUCAAGUCACGGCACCAGAGUACAUCUUCUUAAUCUCCGAACUGGCAGGGGAGCGACGAUUUGCAUCCAUCGUGGCAAAGAGGCUGGAGAGCUUGGGAGCUCUGACUCAUGGUGACAGGAGGGCUACAGAGUCUAGAGACCUGAGCAAAUACAACUUUGAAAAUAAAUAUGGCACCAAAGCUCUAGAUAAGAUUACCAAAGCAAUUCUUGGUCAGAUCGAAAGCAAGGUUUCCCCUCCAAAGGAAUAUCCUGGUGGCGACGCCAUGUUCUUCAGAGACAUGAAGCAUGGUAUGAUGGACGUAGGCAUGCUAUGUAGUCAGUCGCGCUUGGGCAUCAACACUGAAAAAGACUGCAACAUCACUAAGUUCCUCAACCGGAUACUAGGCCUGGAGGUGCACAAACAAAACUCCCUCUUCCAGUACUUUACGGACAAUUUCGACUACUUGAUCGAAAAGGACAAGAAAGAAGGCAAAUACGAUAUGGGAAUACUGGAUCUGGCGCCAGGGAAUGAUCAGAUUUAUGAGGAGACGCAGGAGAAGUUUCUGACGGCGGGAAAUCCUCAAGAUGGUCAAGUUAUCCUGUACAAGAUAAGUGUAGAUAGAGGUAUGCCAUGGUUGGAGGCCCUCCAGAAGGUCCAAACUCUCAACAACCCGGAAGAAGGCUUCUAUUUAUCCCAUAAAUUGAGAGGUAACUAUCCAUGCGUGCUGCUAGCUGUGCAGGGCCAGGAGCGCAACAUGAUCAUCUACAAACCAAACAUCGGCAAGCAGGCCCAAACGGAAAGCCUUGAUAACCUCCAACAAAAAUACCGCAAGGUCACUCCGGAGGAGGCACAGGAUAGCUGGGAAAACCAAUUCACUUUCUCCUUCAGGAAAUGUAGCCAUGCUAACUGGAACGGGAGGUGCAAAAAGGUAGAGGAGGGUCAUGAGUGCUUAAUGGGCACUCGAUUGCGACAGUAUCACAUGUUGUGUGGCGCUCUCCUCCGUGUUUGGAAGCGCGUGUCUGAUGUGGUCGCUGACGUCACCAACACUAGCAUUCUCCAAAUUGUCCGCCUCAAGACCAAAGACAGCAGCAAACAAGUUGGUAUUAAAAUCCCAGAAAACUGCGUGUCAAAGGUGCGUCAGGAGCUGCUGAGGAUGGAUGUGGAGGUGAAGCAGCGACGUCAAGAGAAGGAGCGGCAAGCUCAGGAGCAGCGUCAGGUUGAGGAGCAACAGAGGCUGAUGGCACAGCGGCAAGAGUUUUUCACCUCAAAUCUGUUCACCUCACCUUUGCCACCUUCCAACCUGGCCAGUUUACCCACCCAGUACAUCUCCUUCCCCUCAUUCCCUUCCAUAAAAACCCCUUUGGACGAAUUCCUAGACUUAAGGGUUCACAGUUCCUCGUCCUCCUCCCAAGUCAGCACUCAAGCUGACCUGGGUGUAGACAACCUCUCGAGACAACCCGAAUCUACUGUUGACGAAUUUAGCCUUGAAGAGUUUAUUCAAGAGCAACCACAACAAGAGAGCCAGGCCACACAGGAAACCAUUUUAGCACAGGACAAAGACUUGUAUGACAUGAUACUGUCCUUGGACUCAUUCAUAACACCUCCUAGUCAGACUGUCCCUGCAUCUUCCUCUUCAGAUGCACCUUCGUCGGUACCCAUGGUCUUCUCUUCUUCCUUGUCCCCCUUCACUCCCUCGCUCACGCCAUCCUCAUCAUCCUCCUCGUUGUCGCAAGACCAGCAGAUGCUCCCAUUACCCAACAGCUACUGCAGCUCUGAAGCCAUCAUAAACGUACGAGAGGUCUUGAACAGCAUGCUGCAAGGUGGAACAGAACCACGCCAGUCCGUCAUUAAGUACCAACAACCCGAGUGAGAUCCUUCCAGGCGGACUCUCCGGUAAACGCGCACAUACUCAGGGCUGUAGUCUGACCACUGCCGGCGUCCAGCUCUGCCAUUGGCCUCGGUUCCACAAGGAUGAGAUUCUCCUUCACAACAUGGGAAGAAGUUCGCUCUGUUCUCGAGUAUGAUCCCUUAACUGUUUGUUGGAACUUCAGGAUAGUUACCAAGUUGGUCAUCCCAGUUUCAACAUCCUGAAUUUUAUACACUGAGACGAGAGAGUAUUGAUUUACCAAAAAUAGUUCAGGCGCAAGUCUGAAAAUGAUGUAAGGUUUGUUUAAGUUCCACAACGUACAGUAGAUUUUGCUCAAGAUGAAAACACCUGAGGUACCAUUUUGGUUCCUUAUUGGUGGAACCUUCUGGGGAAGCUCCAGGCACAUUUGAUGGUGCCUCAAAUGUCCUUUUAAGUCCUGAGAGAUCUUCAAUGUAUAUUUUAAAUGUCUCAAAGACUUUCUUUUAUUAAGAAGUCUGUCUUGUACUGGUGACUUUCUCCAUUAGCCUAGAGGUUCUCCAAAAGGUUCUUCCAAUGCGCUGACCAGAGGAACCCCAAAUGGUACCUCAAGUAUCUUUUUUCUCCGGUAUAAUUUAUUCAAGCCACAAGGUCCAUGUGGGCCUAGCUGUAGUUGUGCAAACCUCACAUACCGCAAAGUUCACUUCGGCAAGAAGCUUUGUUUUGCAUUGGACAAUCAUCAGCUUUACAUUUCCAUGAUGAACUUCUAUUAGACAAAACACUUUUCCCAAGGAGCAAGAGAACAGGCUACUGUCCGAAAUGUGCCUUUGGAACAUACGGUGGAAUGUAGACGCAAACACAUACUCCUGUACCAUUCACGUGCAGAUGUUUGUAACAUAUUUAUUGCCUUUAUUUAUCAGGCCUUGAAACAGUGUGCUAGUAGGAGAGCGUAACUACCUACAAAUCACGUACCUGUGCAGCUGUCUCUCUGUUGUUCUAAAAUAGAACAGUCUGUCCUGCUGUCCCGUCUCGCUAUGUAAUACGACAGAACGGUAACAAUCUAUUAGAUGGUUGAUUUAUUGAUUCCAAAAAGACUUGAGUCGCACUUCGUCCCUUUAUUAGUACAAUAUUUUCAUUGUGACCUAGAAACUGAAAAGUCCUUCCUUCCUUACAAGACUGAUGCAAUGUGAAAUGCAUCCCUGGUACAGAUGGGGCAAUAGAUGGGGCAAUAGAACUUUUAUCUAGCUGACUUUAAGCCCUUUAUUUAAUAGAUUAAUUAAUGUUUUAAAUGUGUGUAACAUGUAUAACAAUUACUUGAUUAUUCUUAUUUAAUUUUAAAGGGACGUUUUAGAUUAUUUGUUUUAUUGAUACUAUGACAUUUGUAAUUGUGCAGUCAGCAAACAAAACAAUUCAAAACAAAAUUAAAUUUUGUUAGACAUCACUCUGCUGCACUGGGUGGCUGAAUAUUUUGUUCCUUCCUUUUUCUGUUUAUCAUUAUCAUUCUUUAUGCAAUUGAUACAUUCUUAAAUAUUUCACAGCAAUAGCCAGAUAUCAAACUGAAAUCCAAAUAUUUACUUCAAAAGUUCAUGGCUCUAUGGUGUUUAAACCACUCCCAAUCUCAGGAUGAAAUUUAUGUUCAAUUAGUUAUUUAAAUCAGAUAAAAUGUAUCCAAAUGUGUAAUGUCUACGUAAAAAUACGAUUUGUCUUGUAUGUAAAAUUCUGUCAUUGACACAUAUUAUUUAUUUAGCCAUUAUUGCAUAUUCACUGCACAGUUUAUUUUAUUCUUUUCAUUAAGGGAAACUCUUUCAACCACAUUUGCACUUGAAACUUUGUGAAAUUACAUGUUGGUUCUUUCUCCCGCAUAUAGUUGUUACACACUCAUUGUUCCAUACUAUUUUAGUGUAUCCAUUUAGUUUUCUCAGUGCCUCCCCAAAAACAGCCAAUAGUAUGAACAUGUGACUUAAGUUUCUGCUAUGCACGUCUUAUGCAACGACAGCUCUAUACGAUGAGGCCAUGAAACUGGGACAAGUCAAAUUAACCUGUUACUAAAUAGAAAUGCAUUUGACUUUCUCUGUGUAUGAUUUGCACUAAAACAGCAUAAAUGAGUUUCUGUCUGGUUUGUGAUUCAGUGCUGCCAUGUUUGUUCGCUCAUGGCCCUUUAUGGGAAUGUUCAAUACUGUAAACAUCUCGAUUCGUUGGCUUUGCUUUUAUAUCAAUAUGGCAUUUACGUAAUUUAUUGCUAUGAAAGAAAAACAUGCUACUGACUAUAUGUAUCUUGAACUGUUUUAUUCCUGUGUUCUUAUGCUUUUGUCGUUUUCUAUAGGCCUAUUUAUAAUUUAGAUCCAGUUGUAUAUAUUGUAAAAAAAAAAAAAAAACAAACAAAAAAAACAAA
Molecule: messenger RNA, 6949 nt
Organism: Labeo rohita (rohu)
Lineage: Eukaryota; Metazoa; Chordata; Actinopteri; Cypriniformes; Cyprinidae
Gene: sbno2b
Product: protein strawberry notch homolog 2
Exons: 31
Coding region: 178-4584 (1468 amino acids)
Biological process (GO): regulation of DNA-templated transcription
Cellular component (GO): nucleus
Molecular function (GO): histone binding; chromatin DNA binding
Source: RefSeq, a predicted model, not a curated record